Geodia barretti is the source of this 2671-nucleotide messenger RNA. The record is from the annotation of a GenBank genome assembly. Lineage: Eukaryota; Metazoa; Porifera; Demospongiae; Tetractinellida; Geodiidae.
CCAGUGAGGGGGAUUUCAGCAAGGAUGAUUGCAGCAGCAAUGAAGAUAUGAUUGCAGUUAGAAGCGUUGCCACUGGUACACACGGUCCACUUUUCCAAGAUUCUGCUGUUCAGAGUGACGAUUUCAACACAGCAUUCUUAUCACUAGCACAAAGGCACAAUUUGACUUACUCAAGCCAAGGUGAUAUACUGAAGCUUUUGUCCAUUGUGUUACCAUCACCAAGCUACAUUCCAUCUUCUGCUCAUGUGCUCUAUAAGAAAUAUUCUAAUUACAAAGAGGACACUGUUGUGCAGCAUUUUUGUGACAAUUGUACAUGUCCUCUUGAGCCAGGUUCGUCCUGCAAACAGCAGAAAUGUGCUAAAGCAUCGCGUGGAGUUUUUGUGCGGAUUCCCCUACGCAUGCAGCUCAAAGAACGCUUUGAUGAUCCUGAAUUUCCUUAUCUUCUGAAGUAUCGCUUUCGUCGUGAACAAAAAUAUGGCAUUUUGUCCGAUAUCUAUGAUGGACAGGAGUACUGCAAGCAUAGCAUGUUCUUCGCAUCUGAAUAUAACGUGUCCUUCGCCCUCAACUUCGAUGGAGCGCCGAAGUUCAAGUCCUCAUCAGUACAAGUUUGGCCAAUUCAACUUUACUUGAAUGGACUGCCACCUCAUGUAAGGGGAUCAAGGCAACACAUGUUCUUGGCAGGGAUUUGGUGCUCAGUGAAGAAGCCCCCAACAUGUGCCUGUUUGGCCCCGAUCUUGGAGGAACUGGAAGAUUGAGCUACAAAUGGUGUGAAGGUUACUGUGAGAGGGGAAGAAGUUACUUGCAAGGCACGGCUACUUUUUACACUAGCAGACCUACCUGCAAAGGCAUCUUUGACUAAUAUGAUCCAGUUCAAUGGCAAAUUUGGUUGUCCAACGUGUAAACAUGAGGGAAAGCAGGUAUCGCAUGGUAAAGCUAAAGAAUUGACUGUAAAUAUAUAUGUAUGUUAUGCAGGUUUCAAUUGGAAGAGGUAGCACUCGAGCAUAUGGAUAUCAGCCAGUUACGUUACGGAGCCAUUCACAACACACAAAAUAUGCCAUGGAGGCUGAAGCAACCAGUCAAGUUGUAUACGGAGUGAAGGGAAAAUCUAUCCUUCACAACCUGCCUGAAUUUGACAUCAUUAACAAUAACCCUGUGGACUACAUGCACUGUGUGCUGUUGGGAGUAGUGCGUACAUUAAUAUCAUUGUGGUUCGACUCUAAAAACCACAAGGAGCCAUGGUAAAUUUUUUUUUUCUUUUGGAUAAUUAUGUUUUUGCCACUUUUUAGGUACAUUGGACGUAGGAUUUCUGAGGCAGAAUCAAGACUUCUCGGGGUUAAACCCCCUGAUGUAGUUACAAGGGUACCAAAAUCUUUCAGAGGUAGAGGCUGGAAAGCAACAGAAUGCAGAACAUUCUUACUUUACUAUCUACCACUGUUGCAUGGAAUCCUGCCUGACAAAUACCUCGUGCAUGCUCUGCUGCUCUCUAAGGCUAUGAGACUCCUUCUGGCCGAUGAAAUUUCUCAAGCAGACAUAGAAAUAGCUGACAACCUGUUGGGCUUAUAUUGGAGAUUAACAGAGGAUUACUAUGGCCUGAAGCACUGCAAGGUCAAUGUCCAUCUUUUGGGACAUUUGUCGCAUUAUGUGAAACUUUUUGGGCCUCUAUGGACUCAUUCUGCCUUUGCCUUUGAAGACGCAAUUGGAGGUUUGGUCAAAAAGUCUCAUGGGACACAUGACAUAGCCAAUCAAAUUGUGACAUCAUUUAUUCUCCAGUGGCGUCUUCAUGUGCAAAGAAAGCUCACGCAGGGUCCUCUCAUUUUAAAAUCAUUUGUGGAUCAACUAGACACAAAAUCAAGGUCAACUCAGAGAUGUACUCAGCUUAGUCAAUCCCUUGCUGGAGUUGGAGUGGCUAAGACCAUCAGUUUGGAUAUGGAAGAUGAAUCCAUAUUAAAGCCCCUGCUGGAGAAAAAUAGUGUCGUUAUCAAUGCCUAUGGAACAGUUAAGCUGUGGCCAAAGAUGAUUUUGCAAGAUAAAGUAACAAUAUAUAGUCAGGCUUCUAAACGGGUAACUAAACGGAACAGUUAUACUGUCACUUUUGUGGACCCUGAAAGACCUACUUGUGUUAGAUAUGGAAGAGUUCAGAAGUUUGUAUGUUGCCCACCUGACACACCAGAUAGCGUGAACGCAGCUAUCGUUCAAGAGUUGAAAGUUCAUAGGUGUAUGGAGCUUGAAGCCCUGUGCUUUCCUUCUGAUAUCCGAUGUCUCUCUGAAUUAGUCUGUUGUGAUUUUGUUUCUGUAGUGGGUGAGCUAUCUAAGCUUGCUAUACCUGUUGAACACAUUAUGGCAAAAUGUUUCGAUAUAUCUACUGUUAAUAUGUGUGUCAUCACCCAAAUGGUGUGUCAUUCAGAAGUUUUAAAAUGAUUUUUUUAUUAUUCCAGUUGUUAGUGUUUUUUUUUUAUGUUUGCAAGAUAAGUUGCAAGAUAAGUCUUGCAGUUGCAAACAAAAUCUUGCCGGCAGUCUUGCAAGGAAAUGGACAAUUUUGUUUUACUUGCAAGAUGAUGUCUUUUGCUGAAAUUUCUUUCAAGUUCUUGGAAGUAUAACUUGCAAGAAUCGUCUUUACAGUCCUCCUUGUACAAUCUUGCAAGAUCAUGGAACAUCUUGCAUAAACUUGUAU